AAAAACAGGCAGCAGGUGUGGAUCCAACGAUCUCACGUGUUCCUGGACACCUCCCACCCCCACGGGUCCAUCCCGGUGGGGGGACAGGGGGUGACCCCGGUGCCCCCUCCCACCCGAAGCCGCCCCUCUGCGCAGGUUGGGGAGAUCCUGAGCUCUGCGGACCCCUCGGCCAAGGCCAGGCUGACCAUCAGCUGCCCGGAUUUCGGGGAGUGGAGGGACUCGGGCUUGGAGCACCACAACCUGCAGGACUUCAUCGAGCUGCGCUACAACCCCGGCUGCGUGCUGCCGGAGAUGGAGGGGCUGGAGGAGUUCAUGGAGUACCUGUCGGAGUCCCUGGAACCCCAGUCCCCCUUCGACCUCCUGGAGCCCCCCACCAUGGUGGGCUUCCUGAAGCUCUCCAAGCCCUGCUGCUACAUCUUCCCGGGCGGGAGAGGCGACUCGGCUUUCUUCGCCGUCAACGGCUUCAACGUCUUGGUCAACGGCGGCUCCAACCCCAAAUCCUCCUUCUGGAAGCUGGUGCGGCACCUGGACCGCAUCGACUCCAUCCUGGUGACGCACGCGGGCACGGACAGCCUGCCCGGCAUCAACAGCCUGCUGCAGAGGAAGCUGGCCGAGCUGGAGGAGGACCCGUCCCAGAGCUCGCAGGGCAACGGCGACUGGGCCAAGAACCUGAUCUCGCCCGAGCUGGGCGUCGUCUUCCUCAACGCCUGCGAGAAGCUGAAGGACAUCGAGGGCGACUCGCGGGUGCUCAAGAGCUGCGACGAGGCCGCGCUGACCCUGCACUACCUGGACAAGCUGGGCAUCCGGCCCAACCUGCUGGCCCGCGACGGCGGCCCCCGCGCCGAGCCCACCGUGCUCUUCCAGAAGAUGGGGGUGGGCCGGCUGGACAUGUACGUGCUGAACCCCGUGAAGGGCACCAAGGAGCUGGAGUUCCUCCUGCAGCACUGGGCGGGGAACGGCUUCCCCAAGGAGCAGGAGCUGCCGCUGCAGUGCCUGACCUCGCUGUGCGUGCUGCUGGUGUGGCACCCCGUCAGCCGCUCCGAGAAGAUCAUCCGCGUGCUGUUCCCCGGCUGCACGCCCCAGGCCCGCAUCCUGGAAGGGCUGGAGAAGGUGAAGCACCUGGAGUUCCUCAAGCACCCCGUGGUCACCAAGAACGACCUGAAGGGGACGGCGCAGGCGGAGAAGGCGCCCAAGCAGAGGAGGGCGGAGAGCAAGGAGAGCCUCAAGUCGGGCUCCAGGCUGAGCUUGGUGGAGGCCGCGGCGCCGGCGCCAAAGGAGAAGGCUCCCAAGGUGGAGAAGAAGGAGGUGAAAUCCGGGACCAAGGAGAAGCCAAAAUCCCUGGGGGACGCGGCCAGGACGGGGUCAGAAGAGGAGAAAGCCAAGGAUGGCCGAGCCAAGCCGGAGUCGGCGGCAGAGAAGGCGAAGGGGGACGCGAAGCCGAAGGCGAACAAGGAGAAGGCGGCGCCCAAGAAGGAGCCGGCUGCCAGGAAGGAGGAGAAGAAGCCACCAAAGAAAGACGAGGGGGCCGAGGCCAAGAGGGAGGUGAAGGUGGUGAAGAAGGAGGCCAAGGCCGAGACGCUGCGGAAGGACUCCAAGGACAGCAAGGCUGAGGCCAAGGCUCCGGCCAAGGCUCCGGCCCGGAAAACGCCGGUCCCGGAGAGCCGCAAAGCCCCGGCCAAGGCCGGCAGCGUCAAGAAGUCCCUGCUGAAGAAAGAGCCGGAGAAACCCAAGGCUAAAAGCGGCCAGAAGGAGCCGGGAGCCUCGGACGGCUCCAAGUCCUCCUCCCCCGAGGAGAUGCUGCCGGAGGCCGAGCAGGAGGGCGCGAGGAGGAGGAAGGAGGAAUCCACGGAUGAAGGCAUCGCCACGGCCGACAGCGAGCUGGAGCCUUUAUCCCUGGAGAACGGGGGGAACCGGCGCCCGGGGGUGCCGGGGGAUCCGUCCUGCCUGGAGAACGGCCUGGAAGAGCCCGAGAGCCCCCAGCGCUUGCGCUACCCGGAGAGCAGCCCCCUGCGAGCCGUGUGCCCCCCGUCCCCCAUGGCCAAGACCCCCAAGAGCGACCGCAGCGUCAACUUCGACGUGACGCCCACCGGGCUGCUCAACCACGGCCCCGAGGGCGCCGAGGAUCCCUGCGGCAGCUCCGAGGAGAAAACCCUGGAGAUGAUGUCCCCGGCCAGCUCGGGGCCGGCCAGCGCCGGCCACACGCCCUUCCACCAGGAUUUACCUGGCGGGGUCCUGAGCGGCUCCCGGAGCCCCCCGAGCGCCCCCCGGGCUUCUCCCGUGGUUGUGUGA
Cyanistes caeruleus (blue tit) is the source of this 2289-nucleotide messenger RNA. The record is from RefSeq and is a predicted model, not a curated record. NCBI's taxonomy places the organism in Eukaryota, Metazoa, Chordata, Aves, Passeriformes, Paridae.